Pyrus x bretschneideri (Chinese white pear) is the source of this 1996-nucleotide messenger RNA. Its product is annotated as deoxynucleoside triphosphate triphosphohydrolase SAMHD1 homolog. Lineage: Eukaryota; Viridiplantae; Streptophyta; Magnoliopsida; Rosales; Rosaceae. Gene Ontology annotation, biological process: dGTP catabolic process. Gene Ontology annotation, cellular component: nucleus. The record is from RefSeq and is a predicted model, not a curated record. Gene Ontology annotation, molecular function: dGTPase activity.
AAUAAAAGUGUGAGAAUUUGGCGGCACCACACCCUCCCCCACUUACUUGGCUACACCCCACCCGCCUCGUCUUGUUCCCUUCUCGUUUUUGUCUCUCCAUAUCCCUGCCCUAAUUUCUCGGAAUUUAAGCUUGUAAUUAUCUCGUCUUAAUCGCUAAUCGGAUGUGAUUAACUAUAAAGUACGUUUCUUUCUUUUAUCUCCGACCUUAUUUCUCUGCUUCCGCGCCGAUUUCUGUGUCUGCGAAAUCCAUCACUGCUGCUGCAAGCAAUGGGGGCGUACAACAACGACCGCGUUUUUUCGCCGAUGUGCAGCUUCGCCUCCUCCCAAGACUUCCGUCUCUCGAAGCACGUGCACGACAGUGUCCAUGGCAACAUUUACCUCGACGCGCUUUCGUUGAAGUUCAUCGAUACCGAGGAGUUUCAGAGGCUUCGGGAGUUGAAACAACUCGGAGUGGCACACAUGGUUUAUCCAGGGGCUACACAUUCCAGGUUUGAGCAUUCACUUGGUGUCUAUUGGCUUGCCGGUGAAGCUGCUCAGAGGCUUAAAAAUUAUCAGGGUUUGGAGCUGGAUAUUGACCACUUUGAUCUCCAGACAGUAAAAAUUGCAGGACUUCUGCAUGAUGUUGGCCAUGGGCCUUUCAGUCACUUGUUUGAACGUGAAUUUCUUCCCCAGGUUCGGAGUGGUUCCCAUUGGUCACAUGAAGACAUGUCAGUGAAGAUGGUUGACCACAUUGUUAAUCAGCAUCAUAUUGAGAUCGACUCUGAGAUGGUUAAAAGAGUUAAGGAGAUGAUACUGGCCAGCUCUGAAUUUGCAGUGCCUAAGAGCUCAAGAGAGAAGCCUUUUUUGUAUGAAAUUGUUGCAAAUGGCCGUAAUGGAAUUGAUGUGGACAAGUUUGAUUAUAUUCUUCGUGACGCCUGCAAUUGUGGGCUGGGAUUGAACUUUGAGUAUCAAAGAUUAAUGGAGACAAUGCGGGUUCUGGAUGAUGAAAUAUGCUAUCGUGCCAAAGAUUAUCUUACCAUCCACAAGUUAUUUGCUACCCGUGCUGAUUUGUAUCGAACAGUUUAUACACAUCCGAAAGUAAAGGCUAUAGAGCUUAUGGUGGUUGAUGCCCUAGUGAAAGCAAAUGAUUUUCUUGACAUUGCGUCACGGAUUGAGGAUCCCUCACAGUACUGGAAGUUAGAUGACACCAUAAUUAGAACUAUUGAGACAGCUCCAAACAAAGAACUAAAGGAAGCUAGGGACUUAAUCCUACGCAUUAGGAGGAGAAAUCUUUAUCAGUUUUGCAACGAGUAUUCUGUACCCAAGGAAAAAAUGGAGCAUUUCAAAAAUGUCACCGCUCAAGAUAUUGUUUGUUCUCAGAAAAAUGGAGGAGUGACAUUGAAAGAGGAGGAUGUCGCUGUUAGCAACGUCAGGAUUGAUUUGACUCGUGGGAGACAUAAUCCUCUUGAAAGUAUAAGCUUUUUCCAGGAUUACGAUAGCCAUGAAAAAUUCACCAUACGCGAUGAUCGUAUUAGUCACUUGCUGCCGACAUCAUAUCAAGAUAUGAUUGUGCGUGUGUACUCCAAAAAGCCUGAGCUGGUCGGAGCAAUCUCUGAGGCUUUUGAGAACUUUCAGCUAAAAACAUACGGGAUCAAGGCACAGAUACAUGCAACACCAGAGAAAAAGAAGCGUCGUAUCUUAGCAUGAUGGAGGCGCCGCCAUUUAUAUGAUUACGCCGUUAUCUAGUAAGCCGGAAUUCAGACUUGGAUCAAUUUGGAUAUUUUUUGUAUAGGUAUGGCCGUUAUCAAUUAGUCGACUGGGAAUAUACCACACUACAAGGUGCAACUUUUGUAUACCAUUCACUUAUAUUAGUGAAACGGCCUCAGCUGUAAGCUUCUGAAAGGUGUUAGGUCUAAGUUCUCCUUCUUUUUGACAAAUGUGUUGAUGGUCGGCGUGUAUUAUAAUCAUAUAAUUAUAUCUUUCUGAAGUAUUUAUGUCACGGGAAUGAUUUAGGGUC